Molecule: messenger RNA, 3965 nt
Organism: Myotis daubentonii (Daubenton's bat)
Lineage: Eukaryota; Metazoa; Chordata; Mammalia; Chiroptera; Vespertilionidae
Gene: MED25
Product: mediator complex subunit 25
Biological process (GO): positive regulation of transcription by RNA polymerase II
Cellular component (GO): mediator complex; transcription regulator complex
Source: RefSeq, a predicted model, not a curated record
GGUGGGUGCACGCGCAGCGCAGGCGCACUUCCGCUCAGCUCGCGGAGGCUUCUGCCGCGGUGGCGACUAGCUCGCGGGGCAUGGUCCCCGGGUCCGAGGGCCCGGCUCGCGCCGGGGGCCUGGUAGCUGACGUGGUGUUUGUGAUUGAGGGCACCGCCAACCUGGGGCCCUACUUCGAGGGGCUCCGCAAGCACUACCUGCUCCCGGCCAUCGAGUAUUUUAAUGGUGGUCCCCCCGCCGAGACGGACUUCGGGGGAGACUAUGGGGGGACCCAGUACAGCCUCGUGGUGUUCAACACGGUGGACUGCGCUCCCGAGUCCUACGUACAGUGUCACGCUCCCACCAGCAGCGCCUAUGAGUUCGUCACCUGGCUCGAUGGCAUUAAGUUCAUGGGCGGGGGCGGCGAGAGCUGCAGCCUCAUCGCGGAAGGCCUCAGCACGGCCCUGCAGCUGUUCGAUGACUUCAAGAAGAUGCGAGAGCAGAUUGGCCAGACACACCGCGUCUGCCUCCUCAUCUGUAAUUCGCCCCCAUACCUGCUGCCCGCUGUCGAGAGCACCACAUACUCUGGGUGCACAACGGAAAGUCUCGUGCAAAAGAUUGGGGAGCGAGGGAUCCACUUCUCCAUCGUGUCCCCUCGGAAGCUGCCUGCCCUGCGGCUUCUGUUCGAAAAGGCAGCCCCCCCGGCCAUGCUGGAGCCACUGCAGCCGCCAGCAGACGUGAGCCAGGACCCACGGCACAUGGUGCUGGUGCGGGGACUCGUGCUGCCCGUCGGGGGUGGCUCGGCCCCAGGCCCCCUCCAGCCAAAGCAGCCUGUCUCCCUGCCUCCGGCUCCAUCCUCCAGUGCUGCGCUCUCGGCAGCCCCCCAGCAACCUCUGCCCUCCGUCCCCCAGCAGUACCAGGUUCCCGGGAACUUGAGCGCAGCUCAGGUGGCUGCUCAGAAUGCAGUGGAGGCUGCCAAGAACCAGAAGGCUGGGCUGGGCCCGCGCUUCUCGCCCAUCAACCCUCUCCAGCAGGCGGCUCCCGGAGUGGGUCCCCCCUUCAGCCAAGCCCAGGCCCCUGCGCUGCCACAGGGGCCACCUGGCGCCCCCAAGCCGUCUCCCACUUCCCAGCCCAACCUGGUCUCCACGGUGGCUCCUGUUCAGGGCCUGGCCCCCAGUGCGCAGCCUGGGGCCCCGUCCAUGCAGGCGGGCACGGUUGCCCCAGGUGGGGUGAGUGGCCCUUCCCCAGCCCAGCUAGGGGCCUCGGCCCUCGGGGGGCAGCAGUCCGUCUCCAACAAGCUCCUGGCCUGGAGUGGGGUCCUCGAGUGGCAGGAGAAACCCAAACCUGCCUCUGUGGACGCCAACACCAAGUUGACGCGGUCACUGCCUUGCCAGGUCUACGUCAAUCAGGGCGAGAACCUGAAAACAGAGCAGUGGCCCCAGAAACUGAUCAUGCAGCUCAUCCCCCAGCAACUGCUGACCACACUGGGCCCUUUGUUCCGGAACUCAAGGAUGGUCCAGUUCCAUUUCACCAACAAGGACCUGGAGUCGCUCAAAGGCCUCUACCGCAUCAUGGGCAACGGCUUUGCGGGCUGCGUGCACUUCCCCCACACGGCCCCCUGUGAGGUGCGCGUGCUCAUGCUCCUGUACUCGUCCAAGAAGAAGAUCUUCAUGGGCCUCAUCCCCUACGACCAGAGCGGCUUUGUCAACGGCAUCCGCCAGGUUAUCACCAACCACAAGCAGGUGCAGCAGCAGAAGCUGGAGCAGCAGCGCGGGAUGGGGGCGCAGCAGGCACCGCCCGGGCUGGGCCCCAUUCUGGAGGACCAGGCCAGGCCCUCACCGAAUCUGCUCCAGCUCCGCCCACCGCAGCCCCAGCCUCAGGGCACUGUGGGGGCCUCUGCAGCCGUAGGGCAGCCCCAGCCCCAGAGUGCUGCCCAGGCUCCCCCAGGUGCUGCCCAAGGCCCUCCCGGAGCAGCGCCUGGCCCGCUCCCUCCUGGACCCAUCCUUCGGCCCCAGAACCCUGGGGCCAAUCCCCAACUGCGGAGCCUCCUCCUUAACCCACCACCGCCCCAGACGGGGGUGCCCCCACAGCAGGCUUCCCUUCACCACCUCCAGCCACCGGGGGCCCCUGCGCUGCUGCCCCCACCGCACCAGGGCCUGGGGCAGCCCCAGCUGGGACCCCCCCUCCUGCACCCGCCACCUGCCCAGUCCUGGCCUGCACAGCUUCCCCCGCGGGCUCCACUGCCAGUGUCACAACCAAAGAGAGAACGAGAGGGCCCCGUGUUUCGAAAAAAAUGGGAGCGAGACUAUUUCUUUGUGGAAGUGAAGAACAUGCCUACGUGUUUAAUAUGCAAAAAAAUCAUGUCUGUGUUGAAAGAGUACAACCUGAAACGUCAUUAUGAGUCAAAGCACAGUAAGAACUUCGACCAGUAUACAGACCAGACACGAGAUGCGAUGCUCAUUGAACUGAAAAAGGGCCUCAAGUGUCAGUAGGGUUUGGAAAGCCAACCAGAGAAAUGACGUGGCUGCCACAUGCAGUCUCACAGUGAUGUGAAGAGAAUUACCUGGGCAUUAAAACCUCCGACACACGGCGAGUUUAUAAAGGAGCAGAUGACAUGUCCUGGACAGAAAACACAUCUGUUUGGGCCAUUAUUUAAGUCGAACAGGCGUUGAUUUGCGUUGUACGGUGAGUCGAAGAGAAACCAGAAGAUUGACAAGUCCAGUUGCUCGAAAGAGUCAAAUCUAUUGUGGCCUUUUCUGUUUCUGCGCGUGAACGACUUCCGCCCAGUGAGCUUUAUUUAUUUGUGAAGUUGAGAAUUUUCAUGUGACCGAAGAAGCCUGUGACAUGGUGCCAGGCAGGCCCAACGCUGGGAAAAGGCUUAUUUUUGUGUAUUUGCAGAAGUGAAAAGUUUUACGUAGACAGGUCCGAACUCCUAAGCACAGCCACAGACAGUUGUGGUGAUGCAAUGACCUAUGUCACAGGGGAACUUGUCGGGACUCCUCAGUCCAAGGUGGCAGCGUUUGGUGAGGACAGUCAGGUGAUUGUAUCAGUCGCCUGGAACGGAGCUUCUGUACGCUCAUCACAGGCAGGUUGGCGGGGAGCUGAGCCAGUGUAUUCCACAGAAGCCCUCUGACCUGGUCGUCACGUGACGUGUGGGAGAAGGCAGAACUGCUGCAACCAACCUACUUGGUUCAUUUCCGAUGAGGCAAAAGCCACACCUUGGUUUCCCUGUGAUAGUUGGUCAAAGACUUGGGGUCAAGGUUAUGACCCUUCCGAACACUUUUUCUGCGCAAGAACAUUCACAACAGCGACUUGAAUGUAUGAUCAUGUCUGCCCAGUCCUGGCAAAGACGGGAAGCCAUGAGCAAGGAACAUUCUGCCUCCGUUUCCUUGGCUGCAGUUGGUUUCCAGAAAUGGAAGACAUGACCCGACAGUAUUUACCCAAAUUGUGGGGUUAAAGACCGAAUUCCCCGAAGCUUUCUGCAGCCAGACUCUGUGAGGAUGGACUGACACUGCCAGGUUGCCUUUGCUGGGCGAUGCCGGCCGUGCGAUGCAGGCCACGCAGAGUAGUUACGGAACCACAGUGCAAUAGGGAGCUGGUCCCGGAGCCGGCCCCGCGGCUCUCCAGUAGUUGUCCUGAGUCUCCACAUGCGGAGGUCCCCACGGUUGUGAAAGGCGGUUUUCCGUUACGAAACGGAAUCAAAUUAAACACCGCUCCCAGGGUUCAAGGCUGAAUUCUUUAGAGCCCAUCCCACGCGCCCCCCGGGCCUGACGCUUCCUUCUCGGGCGGAAGUGGUGAUGUCAGCCUUCUGGCUUCGCCUCAAAGGAGCAAGAGAAUGACAAAAGAGAAAAUUUUAAUAAUUAGAUCUAUUUUUCAAUUUGUAUUUUUUCAACUCUGAAUUUGAAAUAUAAAACUCCAGUACCAAACAUGUUUGUAUUAUGUUCCAUGCAUUCACCAUAGUUCAGUAAAGAUGCAAUUUGAUUAUA